Molecule: messenger RNA, 610 nt
Organism: Anguilla anguilla (European eel)
Lineage: Eukaryota; Metazoa; Chordata; Actinopteri; Anguilliformes; Anguillidae
Product: leucine-rich repeat-containing protein 45-like
Exons: 2
Coding region: 33-503 (156 amino acids)
Source: RefSeq, a predicted model, not a curated record
CCUUUCUUUCAUACUCCUCUUUUUUGCUCAGCAUGUGCGGGAAUAGCCUGGGUUCGGAGGGGGUCCGAGAGCUGUGGCUCGCCCUGGAGGAGAACUCCACAGUGGAGGAGCUGUACCUGGACAUCACUGGCAUCACCGAGAGAGGAACCGAGAACAUGGUCAACUGCCUGAGCAAGAACUCCGCCCUGAAGACCCUCACCUUGGUGGGGAACGAGAUCGGCGAGGCUGGGAAGGACAGGCUGAGGGAGCUGAGGCGUCUCAGGCCGGGGCUCCGCGUCAUCGGGAACUUUGUGGACGACCUGGGCCUGCUGCAGGCCUACCUGGACUGGGUGGAGGAGCUCCGGGCCGACCGGGACCAGAUGGACUCCGUGAGGAACGUCGACGCGCUGCAGUCCGUGCUGAAGGGUCUGAGAGUGGCGGGGGCGCACGGGGAGGGGCAGAAUGCACAGAAAGCCAAGGAACUGGAGACCAAGAUCCUCCAGCUCCUGGAGACCCCCACUUAGCUUACAGCAGACUUGUGAUAAAUACACACAUACACACACACACACACACACACCUACACACACAGACACACUUACACACACACGUACACACACACACACACUUACAC